AUGAGUGUGUCUUCUCGACCUCGUGGACGGGGAGGUACAUCGUUGCCCUCGGCCAACCUGGCUAUCCGCCAGUACUUCCACGAUGGGCCAAGGAAUACCCCCCUCGCUGAAUGGCAGAGAAAGACAGAGCUGCCGAAAGUCAAUGAAAUAAUGGGAACGGAUCACCCGGGCGAAGAAUUCAACCUCGCUACAAAUAAAAUCCACGGUCCAUGGCCCUCCGCCGAGGUUUAUCUCAGAACCCAUUACAACCUCCUUCGCGAGGAUGCCGUCGCGAAUCUACGUGAUGCGGUUGCCGUUGUUCGUGAACGUCCGGGGGUAACGGACAGCAGGUCUUUUGUUAUCUAUGAGCGGGUCUUUUUCACCCACAUCACCAUGGCCCAUCGAGGAAUGGCCUUUCGAGUUUGCUUCUCCACCAGGCGUGCUGGCAAAAGAAUCCUCUGGCGCUACUCGCCUCGUCUUAUUAGCGGGAAUAUCGUUGCGUUGUCGCCGGCGACUGACAUGUUUUCGAGCAUAUGUGUGAUCGCAGUUGUGGCAGCACGACCGCUUGAAGGUGUCUCAAAAAAUCCUCCGGAGGUUGAUCUUUUCUUCGCCCAUGCAGAGAAUAUGGAUUUUGAUCCUCUCAAGGAGUGGGUUAUGGUUGAAUCUCGGUCAGGAUAUUAUGAAGCACACAGACACACCAUGACUGCUCUGCAAAAGCUGUCGAGGGAAGGCUUCCCUUUGAGCAGACACAUUUGUGGUUUAGAGACAGAGACUGGCGUACCGGAGUACAUUGCAUCGGAGCCGGCCAUGGAUUUCCAAGCUUUUGCGCAGGGCGACUCUCAACAAAAACUACCCUGCAAUGUCAUCACAGAACUAUCAAAGGCUCCGCUGGAACACUUGAAUAUCUACCAGCGAUCUGCGAUGGAGCACAUGUUGUCAAAAGAGUUGGCAAUCGUGCAAGGUCCACCCGGGACGGGCAAGACGUUUGUUUCUGUCACCGUUCUGCGACUCCUCCUAGCCCAGAUGAACCAGGGCGAUCCUCCCAUCAUUGUCGCCACACAUACCAACCAUGCCUUGGAUCAGCUGCUCACCCUCAUCGCGGAGUUCGAGCCAAACUACAUUCGUCUCGGAGGCAGAAGCAGAAACUUCAGGGUCUCUUCUCGAACUCUCUUUGCCAUCAAGGAAAAUCGACCUCAUAUCAGCUUGCAAAAUGGCAUCCUGUCACAAGCUCGGCAACGUCACGCCGCAUUGGUGACCGAUAUCAUCGAGAACACACUCAAGGGAUUUCAUCGGCAGAUUGGUGAUAAAAGUGGCAGUGCAUUUGUCCAUCGUGGUCUGCUGACCCAAGAGCAGCUCAAGAAUCUGGAAGAAGGCAGCAACCAAUGGGUGACUUCUUCUAUGGAGGGUCCCAUCGACCCUUUCAUUGCCUGGCUCGGAGAUCAAGCUGUGAGAUUUGAAGACUUUUGCUCCGAUAAGCAAACCAGCUCUAAGAUUGACGAAUGUCAUCAAGAUUACGAGAUGCUCAUGGAGUUGGAAGCGGAGCAAGCACCGGAUGCUGAUGACUGGGAAUGCUUGUGGGGCAAAACGUUUGACUUCCGCACAAGUUUCCCUGUCCUUGUUCGCAGUUUCAAGCACGUUCCGACUGUGGUCAUUGAAAAAUAUCUCAAGUUUCGGGAUCUAUGGGAGAUACCACGCGAGCACCGUGGUGCUGUUUACAACGAGUUGCACAGGAGACUCGUCAAAACUAUCCGCGAUGAGCUUCGGGAGAAGUUGAAGCUCUACAUGUUUAAUAGCAAGGCUCUCCAGAUUGGGAAACUGGAGUGCGACGAGACUAUCUUGAAGACCGCCAAGCUAAUCGGAAUGACGACUACCGGGCUCAGCAAGUAUCGUGGCCUGGUCUCUGCCUUGAACCCUCGUCUGGUCAUGAUUGAAGAGGCUGCCGAGGCGAUAGAGGCACCUGUUGCCGUUGCUUGCUUUGAAUCUCUUCAACACCUGAUUCUCGUGGGUGAUCAUAAGCAGCUCCAAGGCCGCUGUGCUGUGCAUGAUCUGGAAGGUAGUCCAUACUACCUGGAUGUGUCGAUGUUUGAGCGUCUUGUUCAGAAUGACUUUCCCUUUGUGAUGUUGAAGGAGCAGCGACGAAUGGUUCCUGAAAUCAGGCGACUUCUGAACCCGAUAUAUGACGAUCUUCAAGACCAUGAAUCCGUUGCCAAGUUUGAACCUGUUCCAGGGAUGGGAGAUGUCCGAUCAUUCUUCUGCACUCACAAUUGGCCUGAAGUUGACGAUAGUCUUACGUCAAAGGUCAACGAGAUUGAGGCUCUCAUGGUCUUUGAAUUCUACUGCUAUUUGUGUUCGAAUGGGGUUCCAAGCCGGAAGAUUACCAUUUUGACUUUUUAUAAUGGCCAGCGGAAGAAAAUCCUUAAGAUGUUGAUGGACAAUGAGAACACCAGAUGUCACGAUCCCACAGUGAUCACGGUUGACUCUUACCAAGGCGAAGAGAACGACAUUAUUAUUCUCUCGUUGGUGCGCAGUAGUGACUACCUAUCAGCUGGAAUUGGCUUUCUUGCUGUCGAUAACAGAGUAUGUGUCGCUCUGUCUCGGGCGAGGCGUGGACUUUAUAUCUUCGGCAAUGCCCGGCAUUUGAACGCAAAAAGUGAACUCUGGCGACAAGUUACAUCCAUCAUGAAAGUGGGUGAACGGGGAGAAUCUCGAAUCGGGUAUGGAAUCCCUGUGACUUGCCAACACGGCAAGGUGAUAGCCAUGGAAUACAUUGACAUCUUCAAAACUCCAGGAUCUCUCACUCAAACGUCAUUUGCACCCAGCCAUGCCAGCACGCACAACCUUGCUGCGGCAAACAGUGCUCAGGCCCAUUCAAACCUCCUUGGUCUACCAGCUCCACCAAACUCCCGUGCAUCUACCGAGGAGCCCGAGGCGAGGCUUUUGAUUGACUUGUCAGACGACGAUAGACUCGCUGAUCCCGAUCUGGCUGGGAUGACAAAGAACAUCGCUGAAAACGAUGCCCCAACGACAGCGACACGCACUUCUUCGAACGUUUCUUCUUCACGGACUCCCGGCAACACUCGAGCAGACAAGAAACAACUGGACAAUGAAUCGAAGAUCAGAUGGAAUAUUUUCGAGCGUGAAAGUGCCGAAGUGAGCGAUAGUGCAUUGAAUUCUCUGCCUAGGAAGGCACAAAAACCUCUCGCAACGAAGGUUCACUUAAUGGAUGCAUCGGAGGAAGAAAUGCAGUCGAGCAAGGUGGCAGUCCUCAAGCCUAAUGUGAAGAGAAACCCCGAAAUCAAGGAACAGACCGGAUCAACACCCCAGCCUCCCGGGACUGUUUCAACGAAACACCUGCUGGAUUGA
Penicillium cataractarum is the source of this 3342-nucleotide messenger RNA. RefSeq lists its product as uncharacterized. The transcript has 5 exons. The record is from RefSeq and is a predicted model, not a curated record. Gene Ontology annotation, molecular function: helicase activity. Bases 1 to 3342 code for a protein of 1113 amino acids. Gene Ontology annotation, biological process: regulatory ncRNA-mediated heterochromatin formation. Gene Ontology annotation, cellular component: nuclear RNA-directed RNA polymerase complex. Lineage: Eukaryota; Fungi; Ascomycota; Eurotiomycetes; Eurotiales; Aspergillaceae.